UUUUUACAGGAGAAGGCUCGGGCAGAGUUUGAUGGGGUGGACGAGGAGUUCAUAUCAACAGGGGAGAAGUUGUUUGGGCCAUACGUGUGGGAGAGAUACGACAUCCUCAUCAUGCCUCCAUCAUUCCCGUAUGGGGGGAUGGAGAACCCCUGUCUCACCUUCGUUACACCCUGCCUGCUGGUUGGGGACAAGUCCCUUACAGACGUCGUCAUCCAUGAAAUUUCUCACAGCUGGUUUGGAAACCUGGUCACUAAUGCCACAUGGGGGGACUUCUGGCUCAACGAGGGUUUCACAAUGUUUGCACAGCGGCGCAUCAUGGAAGAGAUACUGGGACGCCCGUACACCUGUCUGGAGGCAGGCACCGGCCUGGCCCUGCUCCGUCUACACAUGGACCACACAGGAGAGGACCAUCCCUUCAACAAGUUGAAGGUAGUUAUCGAGCCUGGUGUUGACCCCGAUGACACAUACAACGAGACGCCGUACGAGAAAGGCUACUGUUUUGUCAGCUACAUAAAUGUGCGGGCCACUAGUGUGGUGGCAUCUGACACACUGGAGUAUUUCCUGCAGUAUUUCCCUGAUCUCAAGGAACAGAAAGCAGACCAACGGGAAGGUUUGGAGUUUGACCGAUGGCUCAACACCCCCGGCUGGCCGCCGUAUGUCCCUGAUCUCUCAGCAGGCAAAGAGCUGACCGAGCCAGCAGAACAACUGGCUGAUGCCCUGGCAGGGGAGACAACUGAGGUACAGCACGAUAUCACCUUCCCAAGAUCAUGUUCAUUUCCAUGUUUACUGUGUUUCCUCCAGGAGAGUUUCCUUGACAUCAGUUCCUGGAAGAGCUACCAGUUGCUCCACUUCCUCAAGAAGCUGCUGGAGAAGUCUGCACUGAAGGCCGAGACUCUGGCGGCCAUAGCCGAGAAGUACCCUCACCUGGCAAGGUCACACAACGCAGAGAUCUGUUUGAGAUGGGCUCAAAUCUGCAUCAAGAAUGACUACCAGCCAGCCUUCCCAGACAUCAAGGACUUCCUGCAUUUGUUCCCGAGUUUAUGUGAGGAGUUUUUUGUUAGGGGGUUUGGUUGUAACAGAAUUCUAUAUUCAUGGACACUUCGGACUGUUCCAGGCAAACAGAAGUACACACUACCCAUCUACAAGGCCCUGAUGAAGGGGUCGGACGCAGCUAAGACAUUUGCCUCCACUGUCUACGGGGAAACCAAAGAUCAGUUGCAUGUGCAAGUCUCCAACUACGUGGCUAAAGAAAUAGGGCUGAAGAAAUAACGUCACACCUGCUGCUGGUGUCACACACAGACCGAAGGAAGGACACAGUCAACAUUCUUCAGUCAUUCAGUGAGAUUGUU
This is a messenger RNA of Haliotis rufescens (red abalone), 1349 nucleotides long. RefSeq names its product aminopeptidase B-like. The coding region runs from base 112 to 1269 and encodes 385 amino acids. NCBI's taxonomy places the organism in Eukaryota, Metazoa, Mollusca, Gastropoda, Lepetellida, Haliotidae. The transcript has 10 exons. Gene Ontology annotation, biological process: proteolysis. Gene Ontology annotation, molecular function: metalloaminopeptidase activity; zinc ion binding. The record is from RefSeq and is a predicted model, not a curated record.